Aspergillus nidulans FGSC A4 is the source of this 1152-nucleotide messenger RNA. Its product is annotated as protein manA. Gene Ontology annotation, biological process: mannan catabolic process; polysaccharide catabolic process. Gene Ontology annotation, molecular function: hydrolase activity, hydrolyzing O-glycosyl compounds; mannan endo-1,4-beta-mannosidase activity. The transcript is spliced from 3 exons. The record is from RefSeq and is a predicted model, not a curated record. Lineage: Eukaryota; Fungi; Ascomycota; Eurotiomycetes; Eurotiales; Aspergillaceae. The coding region runs from base 1 to 1152 and encodes 383 amino acids. Gene Ontology annotation, cellular component: extracellular region.
AUGAAGUUCUCGCAGGCGUUGCUUUCCCUGGCCAGCCUGGCGCUGGCCGCUGCGCUCCCUCACGCGUCAACACCUGUGUACACUCCUUCAACUACACCUUCUCCUACUCCUACUCCAUCCGCAUCCGGAUCUUUCGCUACUACUUCGGGCAUCCAGUUCGUCAUUGAUGGGGAAGCAGGUUACUUCCCAGGCUCCAAUGCGUACUGGAUCGGGUUCCUGAAGAACAACAGCGACGUCGAUCUCGUCUUCGACCACAUGGCCUCAUCUGGCCUGCGCAUCCUCCGCGUUUGGGGCUUCAACGAUGUGAACACCGCUCCCACUGAUGGAAGUGUUUACUUCCAGCUACAUCAGGACGGAAAGUCGACCAUCAAUACCGGCAAGGACGGACUCCAGCGCCUCGACUAUGUUGUUCAUAGUGCAGAAAAACACGGUAUCAAGCUGAUUAUCAAUUUCGUGAACUACUGGGAUGAUUAUGGUGGCAUGAACGCGUACAUGCGGGCUUAUGGGGGCGGUGACAAGGCCGAUUGGUUUGAGAAUGAGGGCAUCCAGGCUGCAUAUCAGGCGUACGUCGAGGCUGUGGUGAAACGAUACAUUAACUCAACGGCGGUUUUCGCGUGGGAACUCGCGAACGAGCCACGCUGCACCGGCUGUGAGCCGAGUGUGUUGCAUAACUGGAUUGAGAAGACGAGCGCGUUUAUCAAGGGCUUGGAUGAGAAGCAUUUGGUUUGCAUCGGCGACGGCUCCGAUGGAAGCUAUCCCUUCCAAUACACCGAGGGCUCUGACUUUGCUGCGGCCCUAACCAUCGAUACCAUUGAUUUCGGGACGUUCCAUCUCUACCCGGAUAGCUGGGGCACAAAUAACGACUGGGGCAAGCUCUGGAUCACUUCGCACGCCGCUGCCUGCGCCGCCGCUGGAAAACCGUGUCUGUUCGAAGAAUAUGGCGUGACGUCGAACCACUGCGCCAUUGAGAAACAGUGGCAGAAUGCAGCUCUGAACGCGACGGGCAUCGCGGCCGACCUUUACUGGCAGUAUGGGGAUACCCUGAGCAGCGGUCCCUCUCCAGACGACGGGAACACGUUCUAUUACGGCAGUGAAGAGUUUGAGUGUCUUGUCACAAACCAUGUCGAGACGAUUGAGAGGAGUGCCAAGUAG